AAAUACUGCAAGACACACACACGAGCACACGCACAAACACACCUACCAAACAGGAAGACUAUAUCUGUUAGCCUGACUUGGCUGGGAACUGUCAGCCUGCAGAUUAUCUGUGAAGAAAAGAGGAGUAAAAGUGAACGAAUUAAGCAACAGUACCUUUGGCUUUGCUGUGAAGAAUUCCUCAGAUAACAAAAUGGAAACAUAACCUCAUCAAACCAUUUGAUGGCAAAACAUCAAUUUAUGUCAAAGGAUUUAUUAUAAUUUAUCAAAAUAAAUAGGGAAUGACUGCCAAUCAGCCAAUUAUUUGAUUGUGGAUUACGAGUCCAGGAGCCGGGGGCAAUGCUUUCUAAGUGAUUCCUACAAGCCCAAGAGUCUGCAAUGUUUACUGCCAGGAAAGACAGCCUUCCUUCCCCAAGCCUGGAGGACUCCUUCUUUCCUCUUUCUUCAUCAUCCUCAGUUUCUCUCUCCUUUGCUCUCCCAACAACCUCAUCCUCCCCUGGUAGCAGUGAUAGUGGAGGAGGGAUAGAGACUGACUUGAUACUAGCUGCAGAGCUGGGCCAGGCUUUACUAGAGAAGAAUGAGGAGUUGGCAGCCUCUCUAGAGCAGAAGGAGAAGGAGAUGGAGACUUUACAACAAGAGAAGCACCUUCUGCAGAGGAAAAUGGAGAUGAAAAAACUUGAGUUUGGGCAGAGAGAGACGGAGCUGACAGCAGAUCUUGAUGCCUUGAAGGCUGAGCUGGAGAAGCACCACAAUCAGGGGCGUGACCGGCGAAAAGACGAGAGUGAACAGAUGGCUCAGUUAGCCAAUCAUAACCAGCGGCUGGUGGAGCAGCUAGCAGAGGCUGUAACACUGGAGCACUCACUGAGGACUGAGCUUCGUUCCCUCAGAGAGGAGAUGGACGACUCCUCCUUCAACAGAUCCAUCAGCUUUACACAGUUAGAAAACUUGCAGGCAGAGAACAGAGUUUUGCUUGAGCGGCUGUCACACAUGGAGACACAGCUAAAAGCCUCACAGGACGACAGCCAAAGACUCCGCACAGAGAAAGAUGGACUGAGGGACAAAGUGUCAGAGCUCCAGAUGAAACUGAGUGAGAAAGAAGCAGAGAUAGAGCAGGAGCAGGGGGUGGUGUUUGAGUUGCGCACAUUAAAUCACUCUCUACGGCAAAAAGCUCUGAACAUGGGAGAGGAGAGCAUACUGGACAGUACGCACAUACAGCCUUUGUCUCUUCUUAGUGAAAUUCAGCAAACACAGGCUAAAGAGGCUUUACUGGCUCACUCAACAGUCCUACAUGCAAGGGAUGAGGAAAUACAAGCACUAAAAGAAGAGCUGCAAACUCAACAAGAAGAGCUCGAGUCCCUGAGAGAAGAAAUCAAACCUUUCAGAAGCAGUCCUGAAAAGCCAAGCUACAGUUUUUUGGAGAAUGAAUUGGCCAGUGUUCACCAGGAAAAAGAAUCACUCACUCAGCAGCUUCUGAACACCAUCAAACAGAAGGUGGCGCUCUCUCAAGAACUGGAUGCUUGGCAGGAGGACAUGCGUAUGGUCAUCAACCAAAAGAUGCAGCAACAGGAAGAAGAGAAACAAAAGGCAAACUGUACAGAGAAAGACAGUGCUCUUGGACUCCAGAGAAGCAAAUCUUUAAGAGUAAAAGGAGAAAGAGGGAAAGGAUUAUUCUCUUCUUUUUUUGGAGACAAAUAACAAAUAACAGAGGUUGCAGUUUAAACUGACAGUAUCAACAUUUGUCUUUGUCACUGGAAGCUUUUGUUGCCAGAUAAUGGACUCAAAAAGCGGCUCUCAACCUAAGCUUAUGAAAUGUUUACAGACCUCAUUUGAAUAUAUUUGAUGCUAAUAUUUAUAUGAAUAAUUUCAGAUCUUGUUGCCAGCCACCAGUGAGUGUUUUUACUGUAUAAUAUGUUGUUUUUUUACUUACUAUGUCAAAGCUGAAUGUAACAAAAACUGCAAAAUGUUGCAAACAUGUUAGACGGGGAUUUGAACAGUUUGAAAACAGGCAUUACUUCACAUACUGCCCCAAUAGAACAGUUUGAAGAAAAAUAAUAGUUACUUAUUGACCCCAUUACAUUUGUUCUCAGCUAAUAAUCAUGUUACCCACAGAAUCCCUGACUAUAAACACAGGAACAGAAACAAGCAGAGGAGAUUGAAAAAAGUAGUUACUGGUAUGUCUGCCUACUUGAUAUAAAUUAUCAUUUAAUCUUGCAGUUCAAGAGAAAAAUCAGAAAAUAAAGUACCUAAUUGCACUUUUUAUGGGUACAUAAUUUUAAAAGUGCCACUGGGGUGGUAUCAAAAAUUUGGUUCAGGAACCAGCAUCGUGCCGGUACCCGGCUGGUGUGAAAAGGCUACCAGGGUACCAUCCCAAAGACAAUCCUUUGUACCUAUAAAGUACUUUUAUUUUCUGAGUAUGUAUCAGCCCCUUUAGUUUCCAGGAUAACUUUAAAUAUAAAAAUAAAAAAAACGUACCAGAACUGUGAUGUGAUUGGGUUGGUAAUUUACUAUUGAUUUGUAUUACAUGCAGCCAAAAGAACAAGCUCUAUGACAGAAAUAGGAUUUUU
Molecule: messenger RNA, 2561 nt
Organism: Melanotaenia boesemani (Boeseman's rainbowfish)
Lineage: Eukaryota; Metazoa; Chordata; Actinopteri; Atheriniformes; Melanotaeniidae
Gene: bicdl2
Product: BICD family like cargo adaptor 2
Exons: 10
Coding region: 376-1692 (438 amino acids)
Biological process (GO): vesicle transport along microtubule; Golgi to secretory granule transport
Source: RefSeq, a predicted model, not a curated record